This is a messenger RNA of Geodia barretti, 264 nucleotides long. Lineage: Eukaryota; Metazoa; Porifera; Demospongiae; Tetractinellida; Geodiidae. The record is from the annotation of a GenBank genome assembly.
AUGGGGUGUGGGGACGCUGACAAAGUUGGUCAGGUUCCGCCUGAAGAACUCCUUCAAAUUAAUAAAAUCUUAGACCGAUGGCGGCAAGGUUAUGAGACAGAAGAUGUUAACUCUUAUAUCGGCACCUUCUGGGAAAACGGUUUCCUCUAUGUUUCUGAUAUGGGAACCGACGGAGACAAAACGGAUGAUCUGGAGUUUGAUGACAUCCGACAGGAACGGGAUGCUGCCACUCGAGUCUUCGAGAAGUUCAGGAUAUUGAGAUAG